UAUUUUGGAUUGUAAUUUAUUGCAUUAAUUUCCCGUUAAGUGCUGUUAUUUUAAAAUUCUUUUAUUAUAUUGACUCUCUGUUACAGCAUUUAUAAGAAUCUGAACGAGUUUUGUCAUUGAUUUAAUCUGUAUAUAUUUUAAACAUGUCGCAUACAAUUCUUUUAGUUCAGCCUGGUAAACCAGAAACCAGGACUUAUUCAGAUUUUGAAUCGGUGAAUGAGUGCAUGGAAGGUGUUUGCCAUCUAUUUGAAGACCAUCUCAAAAGACAGAAUCCGAAUACAGCUUCAAUCACUUAUGAUAUAAGUCAGCUGUUUGACUUCAUUGAUAAUCUGGAUGAUCUCAGCUGUUUGGUCUUCCAGAAGUCUACUAUGACAUAUGCUCCAUACAACAAGGAUUGGAUAAAGGAGAAAAUUUACAUUCUUCUGAGGCGGCAAGCGACAAAGAAUCAGUGACAUGUUUUAACAUAUAUUCUGUAAUUUUCAUUGUACUAAAAAAUUACGUGUCAUAAUCUCAUAGUAUAUCAUUCAGUGAUGUUUAUUGCAUUACUGUAUAGAAUUUUUUCCUCCGAAAAAUAUUUUAUGAAGUAAAGCCUUUGUAUUUUCCCUUUUUAUGUGAAUGUGUAAUUUUUCUGUUUUUGUAAUAGCAUUAUAAUCAACAUUUGUAUAUUGUGAUAAUGAAAAAAAAAAAAUGUAAUGUAAUGUAAAAUGAUGUACUUAUUUUGAAAUUUUCAAAAUUGUUUCCUUUUAUUAAAAUAACUUUUGCAUGCCCUAGAGCUUAGUUUCUCAUUUAGUUAUCCAAAGAAUACAAGAUGACUUAUUUUGAAUUCUGGUACUUCUGCAUAUUUUGAUAUGUAUUGCUAAAUAUAUUUUCUUUGUAGUUUACUUUCAUUGUAAAAUAAAAAAUUAUAAGGCUUUUAUUUCA
Messenger RNA from Stegodyphus dumicola, 921 nucleotides. RefSeq names its product enhancer of rudimentary (gene e(r)). The record is from RefSeq and is a predicted model, not a curated record. Lineage: Eukaryota; Metazoa; Arthropoda; Arachnida; Araneae; Eresidae.